Melanotaenia boesemani (Boeseman's rainbowfish) is the source of this 3467-nucleotide messenger RNA. It is a transcript of the gene slc1a7b, whose product is annotated as solute carrier family 1 member 7b. The record is from RefSeq and is a predicted model, not a curated record. NCBI's taxonomy places the organism in Eukaryota, Metazoa, Chordata, Actinopteri, Atheriniformes, Melanotaeniidae. Gene Ontology annotation, cellular component: plasma membrane. Gene Ontology annotation, molecular function: L-glutamate transmembrane transporter activity; neutral L-amino acid transmembrane transporter activity; glutamate:sodium symporter activity. The transcript is spliced from 10 exons. Gene Ontology annotation, biological process: L-glutamate transmembrane transport. The coding region runs from base 310 to 1821 and encodes 503 amino acids.
AGGACUGGAUAUUUCACAUAGCCCCCUGCCCCCACCCUGGAGCUUUUCUUUAGUUUCUGUUUUUGCUCAUAAGUCCUUCAUUUUCACCUUCAUACCUGGAGACUAAAGCUGUGGAUCAGACACAUUUAUGGGUUACUGAGAGGACACCAGAGAGAAAACUCAGGAUGGCCGUGGCUUUGGAUGCGGUGUGGUUGAGGGUGAAGAACGUUCUCAAACAGAAUGGACUCCUCAUCAUGUCAGUGCUGGCUGUGGUCAUCGGAUGUCUUCUGGGAUUCUUCCUGAGGACACGGCGUCUGUCAGAGCAGUCUGAUGUCAGGACUGGCAGCGCUCGAUGCCAAGUGUUCCAGUCGGCUCGGUCUCAUCACCGUGUCAUAUUAUCUAUGGACCACCUUUGUGGCUGUGAUAGUGGGAAUCAUCAUGGUCUCCAUCAUCCACCCAGGUGGUGCUGCCCAGAAAGAAGACUCUGAGGACAGCGGCAAGCAUAUCAUGAGUUCUGCUGACGCUCUGCUGGACCUAAUCCGCAACAUGUUCCCAUCGAAUUUGGUCCAAGCCACAUUUCAGCAGUAUCAAACAAAGAGCCAGUACAUUGUAAAACCCAAACCAACUGCAAGCCAGGCCCGGUCUGAGUCCACCACGAGGCGGGCGUUAAUCUAUGGCAUCCAGGACGAUAAUGACACUGACAUCCAGAACUUUUCUCUUGACCUGACUCCUCCUCCUGAUGUGCUAAUAAAGAUUCGUGAAGGAACAAGUGAUGGGAUGAAUGUCCUAGGAAUCGUUAUAUUUUCAGCCACCAUGGGUAUUAUGUUGGGAAGGAUGGGGCCCAAUGGAAGCGCCUUGGUAAACUUCUGCCAGAGUCUGAAUGAGGCCGUCUUGAGAAUUGUUGCCAUUGUUAUAUGGUAUUUUCCAUUUGGCAUUGUUUUCCUGGUGGCUGGCAAAAUCCUGGAGAUGAGUGAUCCCUCAGCCAUGGGGAAAAAGUUGGGUUUCUAUGCCGUCACUGUGGUAUUUGGUUUGGUGUUGCAUGGCUUGUUCAUCCUGCCUUCCAUGUACUUCUUCAUCACCAAGAAGAGCCCCAUCGUUUACAUCCGAGGAAUCCUACAAGCUCUGCUCAUUGCCCUGGCGACAUCUUCCAGCUCUGCCACUUUGCCUAUAACCUUCAAGUGCCUUUUGGAGAACAACCACAUUGACCGCCGCAUCAUCCGAUUUGUGCUCCCUGUUGGCGCCACUAUCAACAUGGAUGGCACUGCUCUGUAUGAGGCUGUGGCAGCAAUAUUCAUUGCACAAGUUAAUAAUUACGAACUGGAUUUUGGCCAGAUCAUUACCAUCAGCAUCACCGCCACUGCAGCCAGCAUUGGUGCAGCUGGGAUUCCACAAGCUGGACUUGUCACCAUGGUGAUUGUGCUAACGUCUGUUGGGUUGCCCACUGAUGACAUCACCCUCAUCAUUGCAGUAGACUGGGCAUUAGACAGAUUCCGCACAAUGGUGAAUGUAAUGGGAGAUGCUUUGGCCACGGGUAUCAUGGCACAUAUCUGCAGGAAAGACUUCAUGAAAGAAGGAGAUGGAGUACCUUUGAUCUGCGAGACAAAAAUGCCAAUGAGCACUCCACCUGUGAUGAACUGCCACAACAACAAUGGUACCUGCCAACAACCUUCAUCUGGAGUCAAACACAAGCUCGUCCCACCCGACGUAGCCCGGCUUAUGCAGCUGGAGGAGGGCGUUCGACAGGUUUCUGACAGGAAGAAGCCUCCAGUUCCUCCACGGCACCUGAAGAAAAGCAAAGAACACUGCAGUAUUGACAUGAAUGGCCUUGAGACCAACGUAUAGCCUCCUUGAUGGGUUGUGUUUAUGCUGAUGGGAACAGAGGACUCCUCUAAUGGCAUCUUCAUCACUCAGCUUAUUAUUGUCAGACAUUUUAAUGCUGAGCAUGCCUGAAAGUACAAGGAAAGCAAUUUAUUGCCCCCAGCAUCGUUGCUGUUGACCUGGACGAUUAACUCACACCUGACCUUCAGAUCUUUGAAUACAGGUGUGAAUGGCAGAGUGGUAUUAACUCAUUUUUAUUUGAUAUACACUUCAUAAUAUAUAUAUAUAUAUAUAUAUGUGUGUGUGUAGGGAACGUGUUGAGUGUUUAAGUUGUAUAUUUUAUACUAGUACUCUGCAAACAGCCAUUUGUGUUGUGACAGGUGAAACAGGAUUGCUAGUGUUAAACUGAAUGAUCAGAAGGCAAAAUGAAAGUUUUGUUUAACUGAUUAAUUUUGCCUUAACAGAGAUAGUGGUGCUCGGCUGGCUGGGAAAAACUAAACUCCACCUUCCCCAAUGGCCAUGUUCCAACUUCAGUGUGUAGAAAAGAUUUCAGUGGUGGUGUGUUUGAACAGCCUCUGGAGUACUUGGUGCUUUCUGACACUUAAACUGAGUAAAAACAGCUAAUAGAUGUUUCAACCUGGUUAAAAUAACAUUUGAACAGCUGAAUAACUAAACUUAUAGAUGUAAAUUUCUUCCACUGUUCAGUUAUUUUAUUGAAAGGAUGUUUUAGAUCAUACUUUCCUCGGGAAAAAAUAAGUCCAAUCAUUUUGGUAACAAUGCAGGACAAAACCCAUUUUUCUACAUAUUUGUACACUCUAAGGUUUUUUGUGGCUUUCUAACAUACAAAUGUUAGCACUGACUAGCUAACCCUUAGCACAAAUCUGUAUAUUUUCUGUAACUGAUAUCAACAGUGUGAGUAUGGCUGACCAUCUGGCAAGAAAGCAUGAACAGGAGAGGGUUUAAGGUUGGUGUGAUAACAAGAGACGCUCCAGGUGGAGCAGAUGAGCUUGUUUGAAGGGAGUGCAGGCUCAGCAGAGCAGCAAUCAUGACAGGAUACAAUUGUUCCCACAUCAAGCACGUUGACAGGUCACUAGGAAAAAAAAAGAUAUUGUGUUAUUCCAACGCCACAUUUAGAAAAGGCAUGUAAACACUUUAGUCUGAUCAAUGUCAUGAAAACAAAGCUCUCAAAACUGGACCAACGCAUCCAGACAAUCCAUUUGAAGGUCAAACUACUGCGUGUAAACACUCAUAUAAACUCAAAUGAGUCUAUUUGUUCUGGUUAACUUGUGAUAACCAGUUCUAGCAUCUGGAGAAAACAGAAGGCUGAUUUCUGGAGAUAAUGGAAAAAAGUUACGUUGUUACGUGAAGACGAGAUUCGUGAGGUAAUGGCGUCAAAAAUUAAUCAUUGCCGGCAUGGCCACAUGAAGGUUAGAAUUUACUGAUGAGUGAUUUGAUUAGCUCCAUUACUGUAAAUCUAUUCAAACACACCUUCACACAGAAAGUUCGUGAUAAGAGGUGAGAUGUGUUUGCCCUGUUGGCAAAUCCAUACUGAGAUUUUUUCAUUGUAUUGGUCAUAAUAUAAGAUAUAUUCAUCAAUGUUUUCAUGCUAAAUAUGUCAUUUGUUUAUACUGGAGAUAAACUGGUUUUGAGCAUUUGAGCAUCAUCACCUU